Acanthosepion pharaonis is the source of this 1644-nucleotide messenger RNA. NCBI's taxonomy places the organism in Eukaryota, Metazoa, Mollusca, Cephalopoda, Sepiida, Sepiidae. The record is from the annotation of a GenBank genome assembly.
AUGGCAGUUUCUUUAGUUUUUCUUUCUUUCUUUCUUUCUAUCUUUCUUUCUUGGCCUAUUCAGUUCAUUCUUAGUAUGUUCUUUUCAUCUCUCUCGAUCUCUCUCUCUCCCUCUCUCUCUCUUUCUUCUUCUUCUUCUUCUUCUUCUUCUUCUUCUUCUUCUUCUUCUUCUUCUUCUUUUCAUUCUUCUCUCUUCUGUUCAGACUUUUACUCAUUCUGUUCUUUCGUCCCCCCCAUCUUGCUUUCUUGCUUUCUUUCUUUCUUAUUUCUUUCUUUCUUCUUUCUUUCUUUUUCAUUCUUUUUUCUUAGUUCGUCUGUUUCUUUCUUGCUUGCUUUUAUCUUCUUCGCUUAUUCUCUUUCUUUUUCAGAUUUUCUUUUUCAGAUUUUUCUUUCUUUCUUUCUUUCUUUCUUUCUUUCUUCUCUGUUUCUUUUUUCUUUCUCACACUCUUUCUUUCUUUCUUUCUUUCUUUCUUUUCUUUUCUUCUUGGUCUGUUCAGUUUUUCUUUCUCAGACUCUUUCUUUCCAUUCUUUUCUUCUCGGUGUGUUCAGUUUAUCUUUCUCACACUCGUUCUUUCUUUCUUUCUUUCUUUCUUUCCUUUCUUUUCAUCUUGAAGUCUGCUUAGUUUCUCUUUCAAACACUCUUUCUUUCUUUCUUUCCUUUCUUUUCUUUCCUUCUCGGUGUGUUCAGUUUUUCUUUCUCACACUCUUUCCUUCUUUCUUUCCUUUCUUUUCUACUGGUGUGUUCAGUUUUUUUCUUUCUCAGACUCUUUCUUUCUUUCUUUCUUUCAUUCUUUUCAUUUUUUUCCUUCUCGGUCUGUUCAGUUUUUCUUUCUCACACUCUUUCUUCCUUUCUUUCAUUCUUUCUUUCUUUCUUUCUUUUCUUUUAUUCUUGGUGUGUUCAGUUUUUCUUUCUCAGACUCUUUCUUUCUUUCUUUCCUUCUUUUUUUUCCUUGUCGGUCUAUUCAGUUUUUCUUUCUCACACUCUUACUUUCUUUCUUUCUUUCUCUCCUUUCCUUUCUUCUUGGUGUGUUCAGUUUUUCUUUCUCAGACUCUUACUUUCUUUCUUUCUUUCAUUCUUUCUUUCCUUCUUUUUUUCUUUCUUUUCUUUUCUUCUUGGUGUGUUCAGUUUUUUUUUUCUCAGACUCUUUCUUUCUUUCUUUCUUUCCUUCUUUUUUUUCCUUCUCGGUCGGUUCAGUUUUUCUUUCUCACACACUUUCUUUCUUUCCUUUCUUUUCUUCUUGGUGUGUUCAGUUUUUCUUUUUCUAACUCUUUCUUUCUUUCUUUCUCUCCUUUCUUUUCUUCUUGGUGUGUUCAGUUUUUCUUUCUCAGACUCUUUCUUUCUUUCUUUCUUUCUCUCCUUUCUUUUCUUCUUGGUGUGUUCAGUUUUUCUUUCUCAGACUCUUUCUUUCUUUCCUUUUUUCCCUUAUCGGUCUGUUCAGAUUUUCUUUCUCACACUUCUUUCUUUCUUUCUUUCUUUCUUUCUUUCUUUCUUUCUUUGUGUGUUCAGUUUUUCUUUCUCACAAUCUUUCUUUCUUUUUUCUUUCUUUCUUUUAAAUCAUUCUUCGAUAUCCUUCUUUUCUUUCUUUCUUUCUUUCUUUCUUUCUUUUUUUCUUUCUUUCUUUCUGAAUUUGUUCAGUUCUUUUAG